AUGUCGGAGGAAAUACUAUUACCUGCACGCCCCGCACCCACGGAUUUAGAUGCGAAACUGGCGGAUUUCGAUUCGACACCGCUUUUCAUGAGGUCUCUGCCUGCUGCAUCUGAGGAUGAAAGCAACACGGCACUCGCAGCGCUUCAGAAUCUCGCAUACGAGGGCACUCCCGAUGAGAUCGCACAGAACUUCAAAGAACAGGGAAAUGAUUAUUUCAAAGGGAAGAGACAUAGAGAGGCAGCAGGGUUCUAUCAGCAAGGCAUCGAUGCAAAGCCAACGGAUCCAAUCUUGAAGGAGGCUCUACUAUGUAACCGAGCGGCAUGCAAUUUGGAGCUCAAAAACUUUGGGUCCGUCCUACGUGAUUGCGGAAGCGCCCUCGCUCUCAAUCCUAAAUCCUCCAAGGCAUACUACCGCUCCGCCCUCGCACUCCUCGCCCUCUCACGUCCGGAGGAAGCUCUGGACUGUUGCACCAGAUCGGAGAAGCGAACAAAGGAAAAGAUAGACCUUGAGACGAAGCGCAAGGAGAAGGAGCGUAGGGAAAAGGAAGAAAGAAGAAUCAUGAAAGCCGCACUGGCUGAACGCAAUAUCAUCGAGCUCCCUUCCGCGCCCUCCACAGCACCGACUGCUGCCCUUCCCUACCCUCCACCUUCGUUUGACCCCGAAGACCCUAGCACCAUGAUAUUUCCCGUCAUUUUCCUCUACCCACAAUAUGCCACCUCCGAUCUCGUCCCAACCUAUCAUGAACUCACGCCCUUCGCUGAUCACCUCUCGCUCAUGUUCCCACCCCAGUCAGCCAAGCCGGAUUGGGACGUAAAGGGUCAAUACGUGGAUGAUGGGAGGUUGGUAGUCUAUGCUGUGACGAAGAGGAAACGACUAUUAAAAGUGGGGAAGAAGAUGUCUCUACGGGACCUUUGUAAUGCCGCAAAGGCGAAGGAGGGCGACAAUAAAAUCGACGGCCUUGAAAUGAAGGAUGGGUGCUUGAGCGUACUAGUCCUCGUGAAGGGCGAGGUGGAGAAGAACUGGGUGGACGAGUUCAAGAGAAAUAGAGAUGGCGUCCAUGAUUCAUCUCUGUAUGACUUCCAGGAUAUGCAGAAGAUACGUAGGAAUGAGCACGACACUCAAAAUCCGAGUUUAAACGAAAAAUCCACCAACACCAUGUCUGUCCAACACAAGAUUCUGCGCACCGCUAACGCGCCCACGACAGCUCCUGAUGAGACGGAGACCAGCGUCGCCCAGGCGCUCGUCGACCUCGAAAACAACGUGCCCGAGCUCAAGGCUGAGCUUCGCCCCCUUCAGAUCUCUGCUGCCCGUGAGGUGGACGUGCGUGGUGGAAAGAAGGCGAUUGUCAUCUUCGUCCCUGUUCCCCAAUUGAAGGCCUUCCACAAGGUUCAGCAAAGGUUGACUCGUGAGUUGGAGAAGAAGUUCUCGGACCGCCAUGUCGUUUUUGUCGCCCAGCGCCGGAUGUUGCGCAAGCCCACCCGUACCUCUCGUGUCCAGCAAAAGAGGCCGCGCAGCCGCACCCUCACCAACGUGCACGAGAAGAUUCUUGAGGAUCUUGUCUUCCCCACCGAGAUUGUUGGAAAGCGGACACGUGUUGCCGUUGACGGGUCAAAAUUGUUGAAGGUGUUCCUUGACUCCAAGGACUCGACGUCGCUUGAGUACAAGCUCGACUCGUUCUCGUCCGUCUACCGCCGCCUGACUGGCAAGGACGUCGUGUUUGAGUUCCCAGUGCAGCAGACGCAGGAGUAG
Stereum hirsutum FP-91666 SS1 is the source of this 1749-nucleotide messenger RNA. RefSeq lists its product as uncharacterized. The coding region runs from base 1 to 1749 and encodes 582 amino acids. Gene Ontology annotation, biological process: translation; ribosomal small subunit biogenesis; rRNA processing. Gene Ontology annotation, cellular component: ribosome; 90S preribosome; small-subunit processome. The transcript is spliced from 8 exons. NCBI's taxonomy places the organism in Eukaryota, Fungi, Basidiomycota, Agaricomycetes, Russulales, Stereaceae. Gene Ontology annotation, molecular function: structural constituent of ribosome; Hsp90 protein binding. The record is from RefSeq and is a predicted model, not a curated record.